This is a messenger RNA of Aspergillus tubingensis, 2754 nucleotides long. RefSeq names its product glycoside hydrolase family 78 protein. Bases 1 to 2754 code for a protein of 917 amino acids. The record is from RefSeq and is a predicted model, not a curated record. Gene Ontology annotation, biological process: carbohydrate metabolic process. Lineage: Eukaryota; Fungi; Ascomycota; Eurotiomycetes; Eurotiales; Aspergillaceae. The transcript has a single exon.
AUGUCCAUUCCGACUGUUACCGCUCCUACUUUCGAACACCAUGCCAAUGGACUUGGGCUAGAUACUCCUACUCCUCGAGUCUCAUGGCGUUUCGAAUCAACUAUGUCGACCGUCGGGGCAUGGUUACAGUCUGCAUAUGAAAUAGAAGUCUUCUUUGUGUCAGCACCCAUUGCUCAAGUCUAUCACGUCCAUAGCGACCAGUCUCUUCUAGUACCAUGGCCUGCCAAGCCAUUAAGGUCUCGAGAAUGCGCUCAAGUACGCGUGCGUGUAUGGGGUAAAACAGACAGCUCAGAUGUUGCGUACGCUCGUGAAAUACCGAGCCCAUGGUCUCCGUACAGUGAGGUAGAGGCAGCUCUUCUAGAAGACACAGAUUUUCAAGCAUGCUUCAUUGGUCCUGCCAAGAAUAUCGAGACAGAGGGACCGCUCCGGCCUCUGCGUUUCAAAAAGGCAUUCGACCUUCCACCCCACAUCCAUAUCGGUGAUCGUGCUCGCCUCUAUGUGACCGCUUAUGGUGUGUUCGAAGCUUGGAUUAAUGGUAACCGUGUCGGAGAUGAGUGUCUUGCCCCAGGCUGGACAAGCUACAAGCAUAGGCUUCCUUACCGAGUUCAUGACGUGACCUCUCUCCUUGCUCCAUGCCGAACGAAUGUCUUGGCCAUCGAGGUUGCCGAGGGUUGGUACGCAGGACGACUCGGGUUCGAUCCUGGGCAUUCUUUCAUGUACGGCAACGAGUUGGGAGUCUAUGCGCAACUCGAGGUGAUGAGUAGCGGCAAUGGCUUAGAGCCGUGGACGCUACUUUCAGAUGACUCCUGGUCCUGCACUGAUAGUGCCAUUUUGGCCGCUGGCAUCUACAACGGGGAGGUAUAUGACCACAACGAAGAAGUGGACGACUGGGCUACUAUGGGCACCAAUUGGCCAGCUUCGCGUGCUGUCGACGUUAAAGUUCUCCCAUGGAAGACAGCUAAGCUGGUUGCAGUGGACGCGCCGCCUAUCAGGGUUACAGAGACGGUACUCUGUAAGCAAGUUUUUCGAAGUGCAUCGGGCAAGAUUAUACUUGACUUUGGACAAAACCUGGUCGGAAAAUUGCAGAUACCGUCAGUCAGCCUUGGUAAAGGCGAGAAGUUGCUGCUUCGUCAUGCUGAGGUUUUGGAGGAAGGAGAACUGGGUACUCGACCACUGCAGGAUGCGAAGGCGCGUGAUAUCAUUAUUGGUUCCGGCAAGACCAUCUACAAUUGGUCUCCAAGAUACACAUAUCAUGGCUUCCGGUAUGUUGAAGUAACUGGUUGGCCUGGAAAAGGCCCUUCAAUGCGAGAUAUUCAGGCGCUCGUCAUUCACACCGACAUGCGCCGGCGAGGCCACUUUCAUUGCUCUAAUUCAUCGGUCAAUCGGCUGCACGAUAACAUUGUCUGGUCUAUGCGCGGCAAUUUCAUGUCUCUCCCCACAGACUGUCCACAGCGUGAUGAGCGACUGGGAUGGACCGGAGACAUACAGAUAUUUGCUCCAACAGCGUGCUUUCUAUACGAUACAACCGGUAUUCUUCUCAAUUGGCUUCAGGACGUUGCUGCGGAGCAACUAGAGGACGGCAAAGGUGGCGUCCCUCCGCUCGUGGUUCCGAAUGCUCUUGUCGACUGGCCACACUUUGCUCAGGCCAUAUGGGACGACGUUACAGUGCUUCUCCCAAGCGAACUUUAUCAAUACAGCUCUGAUAAGCUCUUGCUAGAGAGGCAGUUUCAUAGCAUGCAAACCUGGCUAGAUAAUGGGGUUGAUCGGGCAACGGAUGGCCUCUGGCACCCAGACAAGUGGCAAUUCGGUGACUGGCUUGAUCCGAGUGCACCACCAGAGGACCCAGGGAAUGGACGUACAGAUAGUGUCCUAGUUGCCAACGCCUAUCUCAUUCACACUACUGAAGUCUUUUCACGUCUUUGCGAGGUGUUGGGGAAGGCAAACCUCGCGGACAGGUAUUCUAAAGAUGUCUACCGAUUAAAGCUGGGGUUUCAACGACGGUAUCUCACGCCUGAAGGCAAUCUCAUGUCGUCAUCACAAACUAGCAUUGCACUGGCCAUACAAUUUGCACUAUACCAAGAUGACACCGCUCGUCGCACUGCUGCUGAAACCCUGGAGCGACUCAUUCGCAAGGCCGGCUUUAACAUCAGCACAGGCUUUGUUGGAACCCCUGCAAUCUGCCACGCCUUAACAGCUAUAGGAAGGCCACAGCUGGCGUAUCGGAUGUUACUGGAAACUAAGUGCCCUAGCUGGCUCUGGCCUGUUGUGCACAUGGAUGCGACAACGAUUUGGGAGCGUUGGGACAGCAUGCUACCGGAUAAGCGUAUCAAUCCAGGGUCCAUGACCAGUUUCAAUCACUACGCUCUCGGAGCAGUAGCAGAUUGGUUACACGCUUCCGUCGGUGGCAUUUCACCCAUUCAGCCUGGAUGGCGUGUUUUUCGAGUCCGUCCUGUCCCUGGGGGUAAUUUGACACACGCGAAAGUGUCAUUUGAUGGACCAUACGGUCAAAUCGUGUGCGAGUGGACCCUUGACGGCAAUGAUUUUAAGAUGGAUCUUAUUGUGCCACCCAAUACGUCUGCCCUAGUCACUUUACCUUCCGACCUUAGGACAGACUAUACUGUCAAAGAAGAGACUAUGCAUAAUGUGAGUUCUGGCAGGCACAGUUUUAAGUGUGUGUUUAAUGCAGCUCCAUGGCCACCAAAGCCUAUUAUCCCUCCUUAUAUGAGCAUGCCGCCGGAUACUAUUGCAGAGUGA